AUACAACCAGACCCCUUGCUUUAACGAGGACAGGCCCAACCGAUAAGUCGAAUACAUACUCUAUAACGUGAAGGCAACCGAAAAGCAGUCAAUGAUUUGCAGGUGGUAUAUUCUCAUGCUCGCGGUCUCGUUGAUGUUAAUGAAUCUUCAAUGGUACAAUCGGUUUCUCAUUCGUCAUAGGCCUGUCUGUGACAUGACUCCUAUGGCUGCUCUUAAUAUGACAUCAUCAUCGCGGAAAGCUUUCUAUCUGUUCAUCAUUGUCAGAGCUUUCCCUAUCUAUACACCGUCUGUUAAGUUUUUAUAGCAGGGUAAGCCCGGGGAUACUGUGAGUGACUCAAAGAUACAGCUAUCGCCAAGUCACUAUCUUAUCAGCAAUAAGCACACCGUUCUUUGCAACAGUCCACUAGCGAGGUCCG
Aspergillus sclerotioniger CBS 115572 is the source of this 416-nucleotide messenger RNA. RefSeq lists its product as uncharacterized. Bases 92 to 304 code for a protein of 70 amino acids. The record is from RefSeq and is a predicted model, not a curated record. NCBI's taxonomy places the organism in Eukaryota, Fungi, Ascomycota, Eurotiomycetes, Eurotiales, Aspergillaceae. The transcript has a single exon.